GGCGGCUGUUGCGAUCCUGCCCUGUCCUGCCGCCCUACCCUGCUUCACCUGCCCUGCUGCCCUGCCCUGCAGCACCUGCCCUGCUGCUCUGCCCUGCUGCCAGCCCUGCCCUGCUGCCAGCCCUGCCCUGCCCUGCGCUGCCCUGCUGCCGCCCUACCCUCGUGUGGCCCUCUGAGCUGCUUGCAAUGUUAUGUGCCAUGUAUUAUUCCAUGUCGAUUGGCUUGCUGCCCGCCAUGUGGUGCUUGUUAUGUGCCCUGUAGUAUUCCAUGUCGAUUGGCUUGCUGCCCGCCAUGUGGUGCUGGUUAUGUGCCCUGUAGUAUUCCAUGUCGAUUGGCUUGCUGCCCGCCAUGUGGUGCUUGUUGUGUGCCCUCGAUGCGCGAAUGUGUUUUGCUGGCUGGCUAUGCUGGCAGGGCCCCCUGA
Chlorella variabilis is the source of this 420-nucleotide messenger RNA. RefSeq lists its product as hypothetical. The annotation marks the transcript as partial. The record is from RefSeq and is a predicted model, not a curated record. NCBI's taxonomy places the organism in Eukaryota, Viridiplantae, Chlorophyta, Trebouxiophyceae, Chlorellales, Chlorellaceae. The transcript has 5 exons.